Messenger RNA from Geodia barretti, 1050 nucleotides. The record is from the annotation of a GenBank genome assembly. NCBI's taxonomy places the organism in Eukaryota, Metazoa, Porifera, Demospongiae, Tetractinellida, Geodiidae.
AUGGGUUCCUAUACUCAAGCAAACGUCGAGGGACUGGACGCCGUGACGCACACCUACGCCACCGUCAGCGAUGGAGCCGAAAGUGGAGUCGUCAGCUCAGUGGGCAAGGGCGUCACGGUAGCCUCGCUCGGUCGGAUACUGAAGAGCCGCGGCGUGUCUGUUUCGCUGAUGAAGCUCGAUCCAUACCUCAACGUGGAUCCCGGCACGAUGUCCCCGUACCAGCACGGAGAGGUGUUUGUAACCGAAGAUGGGUGCGAGACAGAUCUGGACCUCGGCCACUACGAGCGAUUCGUCGAUGUAAACCUGACCAGGCUGUCCAACAUCACUGCCGGUCAGAUCUACAGCGACGUCAUCGCACGCGAGAGGCGCGGCGAGUUCCUUGGGGGGACUAUCCAGGCGAUACCCCAUGUGACCGACGCGAUCAAACAGCACAUCCUGGAUCUGGCCGAGGAUUCCGGCGCCGACGUGAUCGUGGUCGAAGUCGGCGGUACGGUCGGCGACAUAGAGGGUCUGCCGUUCCUCGAAGCGAUCCGACAGAUGCGCAACGAGGGCGUCGGUACGCGACAACCGUACAAGAAUCGCAGAGAUCAGGCGUUUCGGACUCAGGACCGGCGAUCAAAUGGUUGGCCGGGUACGUCCCCCGAAGGAUGGCGACGCUACUUCGGCCUGGUCCGCGUGGAGCAGGUAAACGGAGUCAAGCCGGACGCGGCCCGGAACCGUCCGAAGUUCGAGGCACUGACACCGAUUUUCCCAAUCGAGCAAUUGAAGCUCGAGACUACUAACCGCAACCUUUCCACACGCCUCAUCGAUCUUCUCUCACCUAUUGGACGCGGACAGCGCGGCCUGAUCGUGUCACCUCCCAAGGCGGGCAAGACCUCGAUUCUCAAGGACAUGGCCGGCGGCAUCACCGCAACCAGGACUCCGCUUCGCGACAUAGGCACGCCGGUUACGGAAACACGCGUCCUGAAGUCGCUGGUUCCCGCCGAAGCUCCCUGUCCCACGCUGGGCCUCAACAUCGGGUACGACCUCACCCAGGAGCUCGCGCGUUAG